UCACAAUCCCAAUUUCUGAAUUCUACAAUCCAACACAUACCCAUACCCCAACAAACACCAACUACAAUCGCAAACAUGGUUCAAGCUUCCGAGGUUCUCAAGGGAAAGACUGGUGUCAUCUACGGUGACGAUGUCUACAACCUCUUCAAGCACGCACAAUCCGAGGGAUACGCCAUCCCCGCGAUCAACGUGACUUCCUCCUCCACCGUCGUCGCAUCCCUCGAGGCUGCCCGCGAUGCCAAGUCCCCCAUCAUCCUCCAAAUGAGCCAGGGUGGUGCCGCAUACUUCGCCGGAAAGGGCGUCGACAACAAGGACCAGAGCGCUUCCAUCCAGGGAGCCAUCGCCGGUGCUCACUACAUCCGCGCAAUCGCGCCCGCAUACGGUAUCCCAGUUGUUCUCCACACCGACCACUGCGCCAAGAAGCUUCUGCCCUGGUUGGACGGCAUGCUCGACGAGGACGAGAAGUUCUUCAAGGCAAAUGGCGUACCGCUGUUCAGCUCCCACAUGAUUGAUCUCUCAGAGGAGAGCAAGGAAGAGAACAUUGAGACCACCAAGAAGUACCUCCAGCGCGCUGCUCCCAUGAAGCAAUUCUUGGAGAUGGAGAUCGGAAUCACCGGCGGUGAAGAGGAUGGUGUCAACAACGAGGAUGUUGACAACAACUCGCUCUACACCCAGCCUGAAGACAUCUUUGACAUCUACAAGACCUUGAGCGAGGUCUCCCAGUACUUCUCGAUCGCCGCUGGCUUCGGUAACGUCCACGGUGUUUACAAGCCCGGUAACGUCAAGCUCCGCCCUGAAUUGCUCCAGAAGCACCAGCAGUUCGUCAAGGAGCAAGUCAAGAGCAAGGACGACAAGCCCGUCUUCCUCGUAUUCCACGGUGGCAGCGGCAGCUCUGUCGACGACUUCCGUCAGGCGAUCUCAUACGGUGUCGUCAAGGUCAACCUCGACACCGAUAUGCAAUGGGCCUACUUGUCGGGUGUUCGCGACUACGUCCUUAACAAGAAGGACUACCUCCUCACUCAAGUUGGUAACCCAGACGGCGAGGACAAGCCUAACAAGAAGUUUUACGACCCGAGGGUGUGGGUACGCGAGGGUGAGAAGACCAUGAGCCAGAGGCUCAAGGUUGCCCUCGAUGACUUCUACACUGCUGGCAAGGCCUAAAAAGCUUCUCAACAUUCCGAAGCAGAGAUGAACUCGGUUGAUGGAGAAAAGGCGUUGGCGAAUGGGCGUGAGUGGAGGGCGGCGACCCGGCUACGGCUUGGACACGUCGCGAUCACGACUUUGAUGACAUGCAAAUCGCAAAUUUAGACAUAGGUGUUGAUGAUAAUUACAACUGCCUUCUCAAGAGAACAUAAACUCCUCGUCACCUUUCAGUUUUCUCGCUGCAGGUCCUUUUAUUAUCUGGUUACCUUGAUGCGCCAUGCUAUGCAAUUUUCUACUGCAGAUUGGAGACGUCGGAUGUUACAUUUUGAUAAAUAUGUUGUAAAGGGUAUUCCAGAAACACAUGUAUGUAGUGAUAGAUAGUGAUCGAUGGCUGUUUCGAUGCAGAUUGGUUAUAGUAAGAUCACAUGGUGUGAUUAGAUCGGAGGUUCGAAGAUUUGUAUUCUCCAGGUGCCUGGAUACAGUGUUUUACAGCG
Molecule: messenger RNA, 1637 nt
Organism: Alternaria alternata
Lineage: Eukaryota; Fungi; Ascomycota; Dothideomycetes; Pleosporales; Pleosporaceae
Exons: 6
Coding region: 76-1161 (361 amino acids)
Biological process (GO): glycolytic process; gluconeogenesis
Cellular component (GO): cytosol
Molecular function (GO): fructose-bisphosphate aldolase activity; zinc ion binding
Source: RefSeq, a predicted model, not a curated record